This is a messenger RNA of Acromyrmex echinatior (Panamanian leafcutter ant), 1032 nucleotides long. RefSeq lists its product as uncharacterized. The record is from RefSeq and is a predicted model, not a curated record. NCBI's taxonomy places the organism in Eukaryota, Metazoa, Arthropoda, Insecta, Hymenoptera, Formicidae.
CAGUCCCAGGUUCUGAUCCAAAAGUAGUGAAAAUCCAUCGUCAUGUUUAGACUGGUGGUUAUUUCCGUCCUGGCAAGCAUCGCCACGGUGCAAUGUGGAACUAUUCUCACGCCUGUUAUUGGCAAGCUCGUUUCUGAGAAGGUCGUCGAGGCGCACAGCAGCAACGUGGUGCAUCCAUCAGCGUCGCUGGUGGCCGCGGCUUCACCCGCGCUGCUGAGAUACGCGGAUGUCGCUCUGGUACAGCAACCAGUCGCCGAGAUUGUGCAACCGGUGGCGAAGACCUCGUUGGUUGCCGAGAAGACGAUAGAGGCCCAUGGACACCAAGUAAUCCACGACGCGCGUCCGUUGAUCGCAGUGGCAAAACCUCUGGCAGCCGUCGAAUCGCACGUUGCAGUACCCGCGAUUGCCACUCGCGAAAUAGCUUACACGGCACCGUAUUAUUCACCAUAUUAUUCGGCGUAUCCCCAUCAGCUGAUUGCCGAGAAAAUUGUAUCCAAUUACGGGCAUACCAUUCAACACGCAUAAAUAAUCACCGGCCGAAGUAUUGUAUCAAAACAUAAAAUAAUAACUCUAAGGAGCACGCAUGGAUUUACAAAAUGAAACCUAUGACGAAUUUAAAAAUACGAUCUCCGUUUGAGGACAUUUUAUUAAAGAAGGUUAAAUUAUCUUCAAAUGGAACAUUCGUCAAUUAUGAGUUUUAUAAAUUUAAAGAGACAGGUGGAUCCCUGUUGUGCUCGUUAAAGAAAGGACCAUCUUUUAGUCUUUGCUCGCAGUCGGAAAACCACUCACCCGAAACUAUCAUCAUUCUCGAUCACUUUCGCGGCGGCAUUGUCUUCGUAGAUUACUCUAAGAACUAUCCCAAGUUCGAGAACCAUGUCGUUCGCGUGACUUAACAAAACGAAUCGAAACUGGCAGUCUUUAGCUUGGGAAAGAGGCCGGUCGAUCACGUUUGUCAACAUUUAUAAAAAAAAAAAAAAAGAUUGUAUUGCACAUACUCGAUGUAAAUUCCUCAAUAAAUUUUCAUGCAUUUCA